AUGACCAUUCCCACAGCUCAAGGGAGAAAGCCACAAGCUGACAAAUUGAUCUCUUCCCAGUUCCUAGCUGCAGAACUCGACGAAAUCGAAACAUUGCUGAAAGAGGGUGAAAAGCUCCCCUACAAGCAAGAAAUUGUAUGGAGGAAUGUGAUUUUGUUCGCGGCACUGCAUCUGGGAGCGCUAAUCGGUUUAUAUCAGCUGAUUUUCGUCGCCAAAUGGGCAACGGUGUUUUGGUCUUUCUUUCUACACGUGGUUGGAGCGAUCGGCGUUACGGCAGGUGCACAUCGGCUAUGGUCUCAUAGAGCAUACAAGGCAAACCUACCGUACCGUAUUCUUCUGAUGCUUAUGGACACUACAGCAUUUCAGAACGACAUCAUCGAAUGGGCUCGUGAUCAUAGAUGUCAUCACAAAUGGACGGAUACACACGCUGAUCCUCACAAUACCAACCGAGGCUUUUUCUUUUCCCACAUGGGAUGGCUGCUUGUCAAGAAGCAUCCUCAGAUCAAAGAGCAAGGCAAAAAACUCGACUUAUCCGACUUGUUUUCUGAUCCUGUGUUGGUGUUUCAAAGGAAGUACUACCUCCCGAUGGUAAUUCUGUUCUGCUUUUUACUUCCUGCCGCUAUUCCGGUACGAUUUUGGGGUGAAUCGCCGUUGGUCGCCUUCUACACGGCAUCUUUGUUCCGUUACUGCUUCUUACUCCACGCCACCUGGUUUAUUAAUAGCGUUGCCCAUAUGUUUGGCUACAGACCUUAUGACAGCCGUAUCACCCCUGUAGAAUCCGUCUGGACUUCCGUAGCGGCCGUUGGUGAAGGCGGCCACAACUUCCAUCAUACUUUUCCACAGCAGAAAUCGGACAAGGCCCAACUCAAGUCUUGUAAUCAGAAGCUAUUCCCACCUAACAUUCCAGAGUAA
Molecule: messenger RNA, 912 nt
Organism: Haemonchus placei
Lineage: Eukaryota; Metazoa; Nematoda; Chromadorea; Rhabditida; Trichostrongylidae
Source: the annotation of a GenBank genome assembly